AUGAACAUGUCAGUGUUGACUUUACAAGAAUAUGAAUUCGAAAAGCAGUUCAACGAGAAUGAAGCCAUUCAAUGGAUGCAAGAAAAUUGGAAGAAAUCUUUCCUGUUUUCCGCUCUGUAUGCUGCUUUUAUAUUUGGUGGUCGGCACCUAAUGAAUAAACGGGCAAAGUUUGAACUGAGGAAGCCAUUAGUACUCUGGUCUCUGACCCUUGCUGUCUUCAGUACAUUCGGUGCUCUUCGAACUGGUGCUUAUAUGGUGUACAUUUUGAUGACCAAAGGCCUGAAGCAGUCAGUUUGUGACCAGAGUUUUUACAAUGGACCUGUCAGCAAGUUCUGGGCAUAUGCAUUUGUGCUAAGCAAAGCACCUGAAUUAGGAGACACAAUAUUCAUUAUUCUGCGGAAGCAGAAGCUGAUCUUCCUGCACUGGUACCACCACAUCACUGUGCUCCUGUACUCGUGGUACUCCUACAAAGACAUGGUUGCCGGGGGUGGUUGGUUCAUGACUAUGAACUACGGCGUGCACGCCGUGAUGUACUCUUACUAUGCCUUGCGGGCAGCGGGGUUCCGAGUCUCCCGGAAGUUUGCCAUGUUCAUCACUUUGUCCCAGAUCACUCAGAUGGUCAUGGGCUGCGUAGUUAACUACCUGGUCUUCUCCUGGAUGCAGCAGGACCAGUGUUAUUCUCACUUUCACAACAUCUUCUGGUCUUCACUCAUGUACCUCAGCUACUUUGUGCUCUUCUGCCAUUUCUUCUUUGACGCCUACAUCGGCAAAAUGAGGAAAACAACGAAGGCUGAAUAG
Molecule: messenger RNA, 798 nt
Organism: Orycteropus afer afer
Lineage: Eukaryota; Metazoa; Chordata; Mammalia; Tubulidentata; Orycteropodidae
Gene: ELOVL6
Product: ELOVL fatty acid elongase 6
Exons: 4
Coding region: 1-798 (265 amino acids)
Biological process (GO): fatty acid elongation, polyunsaturated fatty acid; sphingolipid biosynthetic process; fatty acid elongation, monounsaturated fatty acid
Cellular component (GO): endoplasmic reticulum membrane; endoplasmic reticulum
Molecular function (GO): fatty acid elongase activity
Source: RefSeq, a predicted model, not a curated record